This is a messenger RNA of Vespa velutina, 4655 nucleotides long. RefSeq lists its product as uncharacterized. Bases 1207 to 4407 code for a protein of 1066 amino acids. NCBI's taxonomy places the organism in Eukaryota, Metazoa, Arthropoda, Insecta, Hymenoptera, Vespidae. Gene Ontology annotation, molecular function: iron ion binding; heme binding; oxidoreductase activity, acting on paired donors, with incorporation or reduction of molecular oxygen. The transcript has 3 exons. The record is from RefSeq and is a predicted model, not a curated record.
AAUCCAAAAAAAAAUAAACUUAUAUAUAUAUAUAUAUACAUAUAUAUAUAUAUUUUAUAAUGUUCAAAUAGUUUAUGUUUAAUUGAACAUCAUAAUCAAACAAAAUAAUUAUACUAUUAUCGGCAUAAUUUUAAUAAUUCUAAACGAAAUUUUUGUUUUAAAUUUUGUUUCCGAAUAUCACAGAGAACAAUGAAAGGUUUUCAUUGGACGAAGAAAAUUAUCGAAAUUUGCGGAAUACAAAAUCCAAUUCUAAUCUAAUUUAACGAAUCUUAUUAACGAAAUAUAUUCAACGAUUAAUAAAACUAAAAAUCGAAUUAAUUUCAUUCCAUAUCUAUUAUUUCAAUCUAACGAUUAUCGAUUAAUUCCAGAUUUAAACAAAAUCAAGAAGAGAUUUUCUUCUUCGCCAAAAAGAAAAUAAAAAAAGAAAAAAUAUAAUAACAAUGAUAACAAUAGUUUCGUCAAAAAAUACAUUUUUCAAAUAUGAAAACCAAUAUCUGAAUAACAAUUAUCAAUAACGUAAUAUUAAUUUCGUUUUGCAUCGAAUGGAAAAAAAAAAUACAUAUAUACUUACAGGGGAUAAUUAUUAUUUAUAACAAAAUAUAUAAACAAAUGUAAUCUGUAUACGAUGAAAACAAAAAAAAAUCGUUUAAACAUUCCAGGAGAACAUUGAUAAGAACAACAUUUAAACUUUUCUGAAUAACUUCGUUUCUAAUUUUUCUAAUUUUGUUAUUAUUAUAACUUAUUCUCGCGUUAUGAAAAAAAUUAGCGGAUAAAAUUGAAAUUGGAUGUGAAGAGAAAAAAAAAAAGAAAUACCCCAUAUCAUUUUCCCUGACCUUUCCACCCACCUCCCCACAACGCUAUCACUCUCUCUCUCUCUCUCUCACGCCCUUUCUAUUUAUCCUCUUUAUUAUCUUACUGGACCAAAAUUAUUUUUUACUUCAAUAUGAUAAAAAUAGAUAUCGAAUAAGACUACGUCUUUACUUAUCGCAAAAAUAUAAAAUACAAAAACCCAAUAAUUAUGGCACAUAUGAAUAAUAUCGAACAGUAGAGAGCAAAAUUGCGACGCGAGAAGAUCAUUUCAUAAAUUUGCUCGAAAUACAGUGCGCAUGAACAUUGAAAUACAGAUUUUUAAACAUUGGUCUUCUUUCGAUUUCAUUCGGGACACAGUGUAUAAUUGAUUAGAAAUAAAACAAAAAAAAAAGAAUCAUGAGUUUGUUAAUGCUCGUACUCGCAUUAUGCGGAAUAUUGACCUUGUAUAUUUAUUGCCGUAAAAUAUACAGUUAUUGGAAUAGACAAGGUAUACCAGAGGUACCAUAUCCCUUACCAAUCAUUGGUCACCUGUUACCAUUAUUAUUAUUGCAAAAAAGUAUCCCGCAAAUGGUAAUGAAUUGGUAUGAUCGUUACAAAAACAAAAGUAUGGUUGGUUAUUACGAUGGUACGGUACCGGGAUUAUUGAUAAGAGAUCCUGAAUUGAUUAAGAUGAUACUGCAAACGAAUUUCACGAAUUUCCAUGAAAACGCAAUGAAGGUCGACAAACAUAUAGAUCCAUUGAUCGCCAAGAAUCCAUUUUUUUUAGAAAAAGAAGAAUGGUUGAUCAAUAGGAAACGAUUAACCUAUGCGUUUUCGAGUAUGCGAUUGAAAAUAUUAUCAGAGACCAUACGUAAAGUUUGUAAGAAGUUCGAUGAUUAUUUGUAUAAAAAGAUCCAAAAUGAUCAAAGGAUCGAAUUCGAGACAAAAGAUCUAUUCAGUAGAUUUACUGGUGAAGUUGUCGCCAAUGCAGGAUACGGCAUUGAAGGUUUUUGUUUCGAUGAUAAUUAUAAUCCACAAUCGUUCCAUGAGAUGGGUAAGAAGCUAUUCAGGACAGGUUGGCUUCAAAGUGCUUUGCAAUCAUUAAUAUUUUUCGUUCCAUUUCUAAAUAAUUAUUUAAAAAUACGAUUAAUACCGAAGGACAUUGAUCAUUACUUUCGAACGAUGGUUAAACAGAUAAUAGAGCAGAGACGUGAAGAAAAAGAAAAGCGAAAUGAUUUUUUUCAAUUAAUGAUCGAUCUUGCAAAAAGUAAUCAUCAAAAGUUCGACGAGGAAUCAUUGUCGGCAAAUGCAUUAACGUUCUUCGUCGAUGGUUACGAAACAUCAUCGAUUACAUUGAGCUUCAUUUGUUUCGAAUUAUCAAUACAUUGCAACAUACAAGAGAAACUUAGGAAAGAGAUCAAACAAGUAUUGGAUAAACAUCAAGGAGAGAUUACUUAUGAUUCUUUGAAAGAGAUGACGUAUCUGGAUCAAGUGAUUAACGAAUCGCAAAGAUUGAAUACGGUGUUGGAUGUAAUGGGCAAAAUGUGUACCGAUGGUAUUCAAAUGAAAGGUAACGAUGGUUUAACAUGUACAGUCGAACCAGGAACAAAAAUGAUUAUACCAGUUCGUGCGUUACAAAGAGAUCCUAAAUAUUGGAUCAAUCCGGAAGCAUUUGAUCCAGAUCGAUGGAACGAACAAAGGAAAUCUGAAAUUAAUAAAUAUUGCUUUUUACCGUUCGGUGAAGGACCAAGAAUUUGUGUUGGUCUUAGAAUGGCAUUGUUACAGAUCAAAGCCGCCAUUGCGAUCCUAUUAAUGAAAUAUAAAAUAGAAAGAAAUUCAAGAACCUGUUAUCCAGUUAAAAUCGAUAAUUUUGGUAUAUUGUCGACAUCGAUCGACGGUCUUUGGGUUUAUCUGAGACGUCUUAUGAAAUUUACAAUCCUGACGCAACCAGAACACAAUCGACAUACAAACGGGACACAAUCAGGAUACAGAGUCCAGAUGCAACCUGAAUGCAAGCAGGACACAAUUCAGAUGCAACCAGAAUCCAUUCAGGGCACAGUCCAGAUGCAACCAGGAUGCAACCAAAAUAAAACAAAAAAAAAAAGAAUCAUGAGUUUGUUAAUGCUCGUACUCGCAUUAUGCGGAAUAUUGACAUUGUAUAUUUAUUGCCGCAAAAUAUAUAGUUAUUGGAAUAGACAAGGUAUACCAGAGGUACCAUAUUCCUUACCAAUCAUUGGUCAUUUGUUACCAUUAUUAUUAAUGCAAAAAAGUAUCCCGCAAAUGGUAAUGAAUUGGUAUGAUCGUUACAAAAACAACAGUAUGGUUGGUUAUUACGAUGGUACGGUACCGGGAUUAUUGAUAAGGGAUCCUGAAUUGAUUAAGAUGGUACUGCAAACGAAUUUCAAAAAUUUCCAUGAAAACGCAUUGAAGGUCGACAAAGAUGUAGAUCCAUUGGUUGCCAAGAAUCCAUUUUUUUCAAAAGGAGACGAAUGGUUGAUUAGUAGAAAAAGAUUAACUUAUGCGUUUUCGAGUAUGCGAUUGAAAAUAUUAUCAGAGACCGUACGUAAAGUUUGUAAGAAGUUCGACGAUUAUUUGUAUAAAAAGAUCCAAGAUGAUCAAAGGAUCGAAUUCGAGACAAAAGAUCUAUUCAGUAGAUUUACUGGUGAAGUUGUCGCCAAUGCAGGAUACGGCAUUGAAGGUUUUUGUUUCGAUGAUAAUUAUAAUCCACAAUCGUUCCAUGAGAUGGGUAAGAAGAUAUUCAGGAUAGGUUGGCUUCAAAGUGCUUUGCAAUCAAUAAUGUUUUUCCUUCCGUUUCUAAAUAAUUAUUUAAAAAUACAAUUAAUACCGAAGGACAUUGAUCAUUACUUUCGAACGAUCGUUAAACAGAUAAUAGAGCAGAGACGUGAAGAGAAAGAAAAGCGUAAUGAUUUUUUUCAAUUAAUGGUCGAUCUUGAAAAAAGUGAGGGUCAAAAGUUCGACGAGGAAUCAUUAUCGGCACAUGCAUUAUCAUUCUUCGUCGAUGGUUAUGAAACAUCAUCGGCUACCUUGAGCUUCAUUUGUUUUGAAUUAUCGAUACAUUGCAACAUACAAGAGAAACUUAGGAAAGAGAUCAAACAAGUAUUGGAUAAACAUCAAGGAGAGAUUACUUAUGAUUCCUUGAAAGAGAUGACGUAUCUGGAUCAAGUGAUUAACGAAUCGCAAAGAUUGAAUACGUUGUUGGAUACAAUGGGCAAAAUGUGCACCGAUGGUAUUCAAAUGAAAGGUAACGAUGGUUUAACAUGUACAGUCGAACCAGGAACAAAAAUGAUUAUACCAGUUCGUGCGUUACAAAGAGAUCCUAAAUAUUGGAUCAAUCCGGAAGCAUUUGAUCCAGAUCGAUGGAACGAACAAAGGAAAUCUGAAAUUAAUAAAUAUUGCUUUUUACCGUUCGGUGAAGGACCAAGAAUUUGUGUUGGUCUUAGAAUGGCAUUGUUACAGAUCAAAGCCGCCAUUGCGAUCCUAUUAAUGAAAUAUAAAAUAGAAAGAAAUUCAAGAACCUGUUAUCCAGUUAAAAUCGAUAAGUUUGGUAUAUUGUCGACACCGAUUGACGGUCUUUGGGUUUAUCUGAGACGUCUUUAAAAAAAAAAAAAAAAAUGAAAGAAAAGAAAUUAUCUUCUUUUUUUUUAUUUUUUACUUAAUAUUGCUGAAUGACGUUUAUGAUGACUAGACGAAGAUAAUUAUUCUUAUCUGUGGAAUACAAAAUAUAAUUCUUGCAAUUCAUUUCUAUCCGAAUGAAAAAUUUAUUCUUAAUUCAUUUCUUGUAACUCUUUUACAUACUCAUUCUAUUAUUGAUAAAUUAUAAAUAAAAAAGAAAAAAGAAAAAAAAG